AUGCGCUCCGCUCUGUCUUUGAGGGCGCUGGUCAGACCGUCCUUGUGCGGUCUGUCGGGCAGCAGCCCAACUCCCAGCGUCGUACCCUGCAUCAACCUCUGCUCAUCCCCAUCCUCAUCCGCUUCUGCUUCCGCUUCCGCGUCCGCUUCCGCUUCCCUUUCAAGCGUGCUUCGACAUCGCUCCUUCUCUCAGAGCACCUCUGUGGGAGAAUCUGCGGCGGAUAGUGGGGCAGCGGCAAGGGAAGGGCAGGCUGGACAGAGGGGAGGUAAAGAGGGCAAGAGGGAUCAGCGACUCAAGAGGCAGGCGCGCAAAGGUGCAGAAGAGGAGAAGAGGCAAUCGCAGCUGCAAGAGCGGGAAGAUGUGAGGAGCGGAGGGCAGUGGAUGAGCAAGGUGGAUGGGCAAGUAGACGCAUCUGCAGAUGCAGACGCGGCUGGUAGAGCUUCGGAGGGCGGCGGCGGCGGCGCAUUGGUCAAGUCCAAAUCCAAAUCCAAGUCCAAGUCCAACGUCAUCUCUCCGUUGGAUCUCAGCACUUCCAACUUCCCAUCGCUCUUGUACGCAGCUCAUCCCCUGCUGGAUUCGGGUCACACGACGUCAUACAAGGCGGAUGAGAGGUACUUUGCAUCGGAUCAUCACCUCACUCAUCUUUCCAGUCGAGGCAUCAUUCCAGCUUCUCCCCCAUCUGCCGAGUUUUCGGCAAGAGUGGGCCUUGGACCUAUAGCCAGCGCAUCUUCCGGUUCUGCCGAAGCUCCCGAUUCGCGCGGAAAUAGAGCUUCGCAGCAAUUCUUGGCAAAGGUGACGCCCUUGUCGGUGGAUGAGAUUGGCGGUCUGUUCAGACACGUGCUCGCCAUCGAUCGUGUGGUGCGUCAAACGGGCAAGGGCAAGAUACCCAAGAUGAGGGCUUUGGUCUUGGCUGGCAAUGGCAGAGGAUUGAUAGGCGUUGGAACGGCAAAGGAUGAAACGGCCAAUGUGGCGGCGGACAAGGCUUUUAAGAAUGCCGUGACCAACAUGGAUUAUAUCGAUCGAUUCGAAGGAAGGACUGUACACGCUACGCUGGAGGCUAAAUGGGGAGCCACUCGAGUCACUCUGAGACCCAGACCGCCUGGUGAGUUGUGAAAAUCUCGCUCGUGAUUGGAGAAGGGGAGAGAGAGGGAGGGAGAGCGGGAGAGGGAAGCGCCAAGGCAGACUUGAUGGUAUGCACCUUGCACUACAGGUCCGCGUCACUCACACGCACACACUCUCUGCGUACAUUUCCACCUGCAGGUUUCGGUCUUCGCGUUCCACCUGCCGUGCACGCCUUUGCGCGCUGCGUAGGCAUUUCCGACCUCUCGGCAUCGAUUGAAGGAUCUACAAAUCGACAUGCGACAGUGUAUGCCCUGUUGAACGUGCUUGCAGGUGGACCUGGCAAUCCUAUCGGUAUGGGAGAUGGAUUGGGAGGCCCGGCUCGUAGAAUGGAUAAAGGUGUGGGAAUGAAACCUGUCAAGACGUUGGAGUGGGAGAGGGGAAGGAGAUUCAAGAGCGUACUGCAGUAG
Messenger RNA from Ceraceosorus bombacis, 1529 nucleotides. The record is from the annotation of a GenBank genome assembly. Lineage: Eukaryota; Fungi; Basidiomycota; Exobasidiomycetes; Ceraceosorales; Ceraceosoraceae.